GGUAAAUUGAUGUUGUAUUAAUGUAGAAAUUAUUAUUUCUCAUGAAAACUAUGAGUUUUAAUUUUUUACCCUCAUUUCCCAAUCAUACAAAGGCAGUUAAUUCCCUCAAAAAUUAGCGUUAAAGAUAUUAUUAAAAUUUAAUAUUUAAUUUCAGAUGAGUAAAGAUGUUGAAUCAUCUGAUUUACAGUUGAGAUUACUUAAGAGUAAAGUAACUUAUAAUGAGAAAUUUACCCUUUCCGGCUUGGAACUGGUGAUUAAGAAUUUGGAAACCUAUGAAGAAUAUCUGAAGGUUCGUCCACUCGUAGAACAAGUUUCAAGAUCACACAUCUAUCACUCCAAAGAAUACGUCGACAAUAUGCUCUCAAAUCCACUUUUUUACCCUUUUUUAAUACUACUCGAGUCAACAAAUAAAUCGGAUUCAACCAAUAAAUCAGAUUUAACAGAUGAAUCAGAUUCAACAAAUAAAUCAGAUUUAACAGAUGAAUCGGAUUCACUGGUGAAUGAUUUGGAGGCGGUUGGAUAUUUUGAGAUAUAUUUAAUGCCGCAUUUGGGAAGAUUAUUUGAUUCUCGGCUGGAACGAGUAAUCGUAGAUCCUCAAUAUAGAAACAAAGGCAUUUUCACUCAUAUGUUAUCUUUUAUAAUUGAUUUUUGUAAGUCAACUCUAAAGUGUAAUAGGAUAGAUUUAACCUCAAAUAACCCCGUCGCCGAACGCGUUUACAAAAGCUUCAAGUUCGACCCCGUAGAUACAAAUACUUACAGAAUAUAUCUUUAAUAUUUUACUUCCAAA
Molecule: messenger RNA, 787 nt
Organism: Theileria parva strain Muguga
Lineage: Eukaryota; Apicomplexa; Aconoidasida; Piroplasmida; Theileriidae
Product: Acetyltransferase (GNAT) family protein
Exons: 1
Coding region: 155-772 (205 amino acids)
Molecular function (GO): acyltransferase activity, transferring groups other than amino-acyl groups
Source: RefSeq, a predicted model, not a curated record